UGAAGUGUAAAUAACGUGCAGUACACAGUUGAAAACAACGCAAAGGCAAACAUGAUCACGUAAUACGUGUUACUUUUCUCAGCGCUUUUAGGAUGCACCAAUCACAUUUGUGUCUGUGAUUAGCCGCUACAGAUUUAUAUAUACUUUUUUGGAUAGUUUUUAAAAACUUUAUCGUUUUUAUUUAUAUUAACUACUGUUCCUGUGAAAUAAUAAAUGUAAACGAUAAUACAUCGUGGUUCAUACAUAUGUUAAGAUAGUCACAAAACGUCUCUACGUUUGAGGCAACCUAACGGUCGAAUCUGCUUUUGGGCCACUAAGCGCCCCGUAGAGGAACAAACUUCAAGUCUCGUCAACACAGGUACGGGCAAGGAAUGUUGGAUUUUCACGCUGCUCGCCUACAGUCUUUCGAAUAAUUUCAGAAAUGAUCGCCAGGCGGCUCCCAGCCCAAGGAGAGCCCCGGAGAACCGGGCGAGCCGCUGAAAGAGUCAAUCCGCAGCUCUUCCCUCCUCAGACAGCAGCUAUUCGCUCGCGCCCGGCCGCUACAGUCACGUUACUGGAUAAUAAACCUCCGUACGCCUGGAAAACACGCGUUUGUGUUUACGGUGUCAGUUCUGCACCUGUUCACUCCUAGAUCCAAUCUGGAGAAACGACAGACAGACAAACAAGUAAAAGAAAAGUGAGAAAAGAAGAGCCCAUCAUUUCAUCCGUCUUAAAAGGAUCAGAUUAAGCGAGAAAGUGAGAUAGAAGGUUUUAAGAUUUGAAGGAGCAAUGUAACGGGCAGCUCGCCGGCUACGAUGGACCUCAAAACCAGACAUUGAAUCUUUUCUUCUCAAGACACAAUGGUCCUUGUUUUUUUCCUUGCAGUAACUGAAUCAAACGCAACCACAUCAGACAACAAUGACGACCAGUUGCAGUCCAGCCCAUACAUCCUGCCCACACUGCUCGGUCUGUUCGUCUUGAUUCUUGUUGUGGGCCUGCUGACCUGGUGUUUUCUCAGGUUGAAAAACCAGAGGAAGGCUGUCAUCACAGCCACCGACAAGAAAGUACCAAAUGGGAUCCUGGAAGAGCAGGAACAACAAACCGUGGUCUUACUGCCUAGAUCGCCGUCCACCUCCAAAACAUAUUUCCCCAUCCCCGUAGACAACUUAGAAGAAGAGUAUCGGAUACGCUCGGCCGACGAUGGAAAACUCUUUCGGGAAGAGUACAAUUCUUUACCAGGAGGAUCAGCGCAUGGAACAUAUGAAGAGGCAAAUAAAGAGGAAAACAAGGAGAAAAACAGAUAUCCCAACAUCUUACCAUAUGAUAAUUCCAGAGUGACUUUAACACAUGUCGAUGGAGUUUCGUGUUCAGAUUAUGUCAAUGCUUCAUAUAUUGACGGUUAUAAAGAUAAAAAUAAAUUCAUCGCUGCACAAGGGCCGAAACAGGACACGGCUGCAGACUUCUGGAGGAUGAUAUGGGAACAGAAAUCAGCCACUAUUGUCAUGCUGACAAAUCUGAAAGAGAGAAAAGAGGAUAAGUGUUAUCAGUAUUGGCCCGAUCAGGGAUGUUGGACGUACGGUAAUGUUCGUGUUGCUGUGGAAGACUUCACUGUGCUGGUGGACUACACGAUACGUAAAUUCUGUGUGCAAUAUCAGGCCAGUGACGGAACCAAAACACCCCGUCUGGUCACUCAACUGCACUUCACCAGCUGGCCGGACUUCGGUGUUCCGUUCUCUCCCAUUGGCAUGCUCAAGUUCCUCAAGAAGGUGAAGCAGGUGAACCCCUCGUACGCCGGACCCAUCGUGGUGCACUGCAGUGCCGGAGUGGGCAGAACAGGAACAUUCAUCGUCAUUGACGCUAUGAUUGACAUGACGCACACAGAACAGAAGGUGGACGUGUUUGGAUUCGUGUCACGGAUCCGAGAGCAGAGGUCACAGCUUAUUCAGACAGACUUACAGUACUCUUUCAUCUAUCAAGCUCUUCUGGAGUAUUAUCUGUACGGGGACACAGAGCUUGAUGUGUCUUCUCUGGAGGGUCACCUGGAUAAACUGCACAACACCUUUGUACCGCUUGACCGCGUGGGCCUGGAGGAGGAGUUUAAGAAACUCACAAACAUGCGCAUCAUGAAGGAAAAUAUGCGAAUGGGAAACCUUCCUGCCAACAUGAAGAAAAACAGAGUCCUUCAGAUUAUUCCAUAUGACUUUAACAGAGUCAUCAUGUCGAUGAAAAGAGGUCAGGAGUUCACCGAUUAUAUCAACGCAUCUUUCAUUGAUGGGUACAGACAGAAGGACUAUUUCAUCGCGACGCAGGGUCCUCUGUCAAGCACGGUGGAGGAUUUCUGGAGGAUGGUUUGGGAGUGGAAGUGUCACUCGAUCGUAAUGCUGACAGAACUACAGGAGCGAGAGCAGGACAAGUGUUUUCAGUACUGGCCCUCUGAGAACUCUGUGACGUAUGGAGAUUUCACAGUGGAGAUGAAAGGAGACACGCUGUGUGACACGUUCAGUCUUAAAGAUCUGCUGCUCACAUACGGACCGGACAAACACACACGUUUAGUUCGACACUUUCAUUUCCACGGCUGGCCGGAGAUCGGCAUCCCAGCCGAAGGUAAAGGAAUGAUUGACAUCAUUGCAUCCGUUCAGAAACAACAGCAGCAGUCGGGCAACCAUCCCAUAGUGGUGCACUGCAGCGCUGGAGCAGGACGGACCGGUACAUUUGUCGCUCUCAGUAAUAUUCUGGAGCGUGUGAAAGCUGAAGGUUUGCUGGACGUCUUUCAGACCGUCAAGAGUUUACGAAUGCAGCGGCCACACAUGGUUCAGACGGUGGAGCAGUAUGAUUUCUGCUACAGAGUGGUACAGGACUUUGUCGACAUUUUCUCAGACUAUGCCAAUUUUAAAUAAUCAAAUCUGCCUUAAAUGUUUGAGUUGUUGGAUGCUUUUUUACACGCCGGUCGAUCAGAAUUUUCUACCACGACUGAAAGAUAAUUCCGCUCUAUUUUGCUAUGCACUUCUCCUCAACGUUACUAAAAACCAUAUCUAUCUGUAAUAUAAUGUACUAAGGCUACUAAAGUUUUAAAAACUGUAAAUUUGUCUUCUUUAUAACAUAUUUAAAUGGUUUAUUUUAUUUUGGUCUCAAAUCGUUUUUAUUACAACAGAUCAUUCCAGUUUCUGUUUGAAUUGUAAAAUAGUGUUUGUCUUUGUUUGUAUGUGCAACAAAUUAUUUUUAUUUGUUUUUUGAAGAGUCGUGUAGAAUUUGUAAAGCUGUGGCUGUGAUGUAUUUAAAGACGGGACAACCUGCGAGAUCGGACAUUUAUGUGACGUUUCAUAUUGUUUUAUUUAUUCAGAGUUGUCUUAUGAGAGAUCUCAUUGUGUCAAAGCGUUGUUUUUAAUCCCUGUCUUUAACAUUGUCCUUAUCAGCCAUCGCAAAUGUGAAUGUUGUUGACUUUUUGGUUUUAAAGCAGCAAAUAUUUCCAUCAAAUGAAGAGGCUAUGUGAGAUGAUUUGAGUUUUAGGGAAUAUGGCUAGUGUAUUGUACUUAAGAAAGGCACAAACGUAUUACCUUGAAAUACCUGAAAGAAUUUGCAUUUAGAGAUGGUCUUGCACAUAGCAGAAAGGAGAUGUGUAUGUCUCAUGAUCUUGCCCCUGUCUCCCUGAGAAUUUACUGAGAAAAGCUGCAUAGGUUUGUUAAGCACACAAACAUACAUGACUGAUUGUUGCCCUGCAGAGGGCCAAUGGUUUCCAAUAAAUGAACAAAUGUAUUACGAAACA
This is a messenger RNA of Triplophysa dalaica, 3742 nucleotides long. It is a transcript of the gene ptprea, whose product is annotated as protein tyrosine phosphatase receptor type Ea. Gene Ontology annotation, molecular function: protein tyrosine phosphatase activity. The transcript has 21 exons. The record is from RefSeq and is a predicted model, not a curated record. Bases 840 to 2876 code for a protein of 678 amino acids. NCBI's taxonomy places the organism in Eukaryota, Metazoa, Chordata, Actinopteri, Cypriniformes, Nemacheilidae. Gene Ontology annotation, biological process: protein dephosphorylation.